AUGCCUACAAGUUUGCUGAAUUUUUCACAACUUCAAACUUUGUCUUUAUCAUAUAAUGAGUUUGAUGGACCAAUACAUAGUGAAAUUGGAAGAUUGAGUAACUUGCAGUUCUUGUAUCUUGGAUUUAACCAUUUCAAAGGUAUGUUUUUAUCUUAUGAAUACUAGCACAAUAAUAUGUACAUCCUUCUUAAGACUUUGAUCAAUAACAAUAUAAAUGAAGGAAAAAGAAGUAUAGAGCUCGAUCAUAAUUUUCUAAGUUCUUGUCAAUACCUUAUCCCAUUACCAAUUACAAUUCAAGAUUCUUCUUCAUCAAGUCAAACUAAAGAAGCAAUCAUAUAGAUAAGCACUGAGCUAACUAGUUCAUCUCACUUGUAUUCUUACUUCAUUUGUUGAUAGGUGAAAUACCCAAAAAGAUAAGCAAUCUCGUUGAGUUGGAGAAACUUGAUCUUCUGGUUAAUAGUUUUAGUGGUUCGCUUGAUAUGGAGAUCUUCAACAUAUCAGGGCUAAGAAUAAUUGAUCUUUCACUCAACAAUCUAUCGGGAAGCCUCCCACCAAACAUAGAUUCUGUCUUACCCAAUAUUGAAGAGCUUUAUCUGGCCAACUUAACCAAUCUUGUUGGGACUAUAGCCCAUUCCAUCUCCAAUUGUUCAAAACUUACCAUCCUAGAGCUUUCUGUCAACCAACUCACUGGCUUGAUUCCCAAUUCUCUUGGAUAUUUGACUCAUCUACAGUUACUAAAUUUAGCGGUAAACAAUUUAACCAGUGACUCAUCAUUAAGCUUCCUGACUUCCUUAACCUAUAGAAGAAAUUUAACAGAUCUUGAUAUAUCUUUCAACCCUCUAAAUGGCAUGCUUCCAGCCUCCAUAGGGAACCUUUCCACAUCUCUUAUAAGAUUUUACGCCAACAGUUGCAAGGUCAAAGGGCGAACUCCAAAUGAUUUUUGGAACUUAAGCAGCUUGUUAGACCUUGAUCUUUCUGAGAACAGCUUGGCUGGAUCGAUUCCCACAACAAUUGGCAACUUGAGAAACAUUCAGCGUCUCAGCUUUAGUAACAACGAACUUAUAGGAUUUAGUAGAGAUCAUAUAUGUAAAUUGCAGCAUUUGGGUGCUAUUUACUUGGGUCAGAAUCAACUUUCAGGAUCCCUUCCUAAUUGUUUAGGGAACAUUACUUCGCUUAGAGAGAUACAUCUCGGUUCCAAUGAAUUGAGUUCCAAUAUUCCAUCAAGCUUAUGGAAUAUUGAGGAUAUGAUGGUUCUUGAAUUAUCGUCAAACAAUAUGGUUGGUUCAUUACCUCCAGAAAUUAGGAAUCUAAAGGCUACGAUACUGAUAGACCUGUCAAUGAAUCAAUUCUCAAAUGGAAUUCCUAUAGAAAUUGGAGGCUUGCAAAAUCUGGCAAACCUUUCUUUGAGACACAAAAAGUUACAAGGAGCUAUACCUGACUCAAUGAGCAACAUGAUAGGUUUGGAAUUCCUAGACCUUUCUCACAAUAAUAUAUCUGGAAUCAUUCCUAAGUCUAUGGAGAAACUUCAAAACUUGAAGUAUUUCAAUGUUUCUAUCAACAAAUUGUAUGGGGAAAUACCCUCGGGGGGUCCUUUCAAGAACCUCUCGAGUCAGUUUUUCAUCUACAAUGAAGCAUUGUGUGGUUCUUCAAGAUUUAGUGCCCCGCCAUGCCCCAUAUUAUCAAUGAACAAAUCAAAUAGGAAAAGCUUGCUAGUUCUAUUUCUUUUGCUAGGACUUGCAAUUUUGUUUGUUCCUAUCAUAUUUGUCUUUUUAUGGAUAAGGUAUAGAAGAGGUAAAAGAGCUCCUCAACAAGCAGAUUCAUUGUCUACCAUAACAAGAGAAAGAAUUUCAUACUAUGAAUUGCUCCAAGCAACUGAUGCACUUAGCCAGAGUAAUUUGAUUGGUUCUGGGAGUUUUGGCUCUAUUUACAAAGGCGUUCUCAGAAGUGCAACUGCCAUUGCAGUUAAAGUGUUUAAUCUACAACUGGAUGCAGCAUUCAAGAGUUUUGAUACGGAAUGUGAAGUUUUGCGUAGCCUUUGCCAUAGGAAUCUCAUAAAAGUCAUUACUAGAUGUUCCAACCUUGAUUUUAAGGCUUUAGUUCUCGAGUAUAUGCCUAAUGGAAGUAUUGAGAAGUAUUUGUAUUCGCACAACUACUUCGUAGACAUUAGGCAGAGGCUAAGCAUAAUGAUAGAUGUGGCAUGCGCAUUGGAAUAUUUUCACCAUGGGUGCUCCUUCCAUGUGAUCCACUGUGAUCUAAAGCCUAGUAAUGACUUGCUGGACGAGGAUAUGGUUGCCCACCUAAGCGACUUUGGCAUUUCAAACCUGCUUGGUGAAGAUAAGAGUGAUUUAUACACAAAAACAUUAGCAACAUUGGGUUAUAUUGUGCCAGGUUUUCAAAGAUGACGAAGGAAAAGAGAGCUCGGUUUUUUAUGGGUUUUGAGGAUAUCUCUGUUGUUCGCUUUGACAACUACCUUUUUCACAUCAGUUGGAGAACCCAUAGAAAAAACACUGGGUAUUGGGGUUCUUUCAAGAGAUUUUGUCAUUUAGUGUCUGUCUCAGGUAGGGCUUAUCGCCUUCAGAAUUUUUCACACAAAAUGUUCAAAAGAUUAUGUUGAGAUCAAUGCCCAGGUAUAUGCAUGCUCAAUAAAAAACUCUAGCUGAUUUACAUCUGUGUCUACUCCCAAAUUUUCUGUACAAUUGCACCUCAGUUCAUCAAUGUGUACAUUCAUUUGAGCACUAAGUUAUUGCAUAGCUAUGAUGGUCUAGUUUAUAUUUUAAAUUAGAGCCAUUUGUACUUCAGAUUUGUUGUGUGUGCUCACUCGUACAACAACAACAUACCUAAUUAAAUCCCACAAGUGGGGUCUAGGGAGGGUUGUGUGUGCACUUGUAAUAUAGCUAGAUAGUUUAUAAUCUUGAUGAAUUUACAUAUGCAAAAUCACAACUAUGUUGUUGACCCUUAGUCUCUUUUAGAGAGCAUAGAGGUGACUCAUGUAAAUUUCAAUGACGGAUGUUGUGCUGGUCUGGCCUCAUUUAAAAUGAAGUUGAUGUCACUUUAAUACCACCCUAAAGCAUCUCAAGGGCCUCGUGAUUCAGAUACUUGUAAACAUAUCCUAACUUGAUUUGUUUCACUGCUCCUAUUUAGCUGUAAUCUUUAAGUGAAUAUUGAUGUCUAUUGUGAGUAUUUUACAAAAAUGAUAAGUACAAUCUUGAGAAUAAUAAUAUCACAUGGCCAAUAACUUCUACAAAAAGAAAGUUUUUCAAGAAUUACUUUAUGUUGAUUAAAUAAUAAUCAAGGAUUCUGCUGUCUAAGUCAAUUAUCAUCAAACGAAUUUGUAGAAUUCAAAAGUAUUUUUUUAUUGAUAUUGUGUUCAUGAUAGCUAUUCGAGUUUUGUCUUGCUUUUUGACGGGAUAUGACUUGGUGGUAGUAUAGAGCACCGUGUCUAUCGUAAUUUUAUCUUAUUCAUGUAGUUUCUCAUUUGUUGUGUACUAUGUUUAGGUCGUCAUAGUAUGUUUCUUCCAACAGGUUGUCAUGGUUUCUUUACUGCUAUUUUUCCUUUCCAUUACUACGUUGAUUUUCUUCACUUAAACCAAGUGUCUUUUAAAAUAGCCUCCCUACCUCCACGAGGUAGGGGUAAGAUCGGUAUACACGCUACUCUCGAAGACCCCACUUACUUGGAUUUCACUAUAUUGUUGUUGUGUUCCGAAUAGCGCUCUCAUAUUUCAGUUUCCAUUGGAACUUUUCAGACAAAAAGUCAAAAUUUAUAAACUAAAAAUUACUUGAAGUUGAAUCAAAAACUAAUUGCAUCCUUUCUUUAUCUAGGAGUGUUUGGAGAAUUUAUACGACUCAUGAUGAAAAACAAGGUGAAGGUAUAAGACAAAAUUGCGCAGAGCCAUCCCUUGUUGAUUUUCAUCGAUUAUCAGUUGGUGUUAGUAAUUUGUGAAACCGAGGCCUUAUUUGUAGUGCAACCGAGGUUCUGCAGCCAUGUUUGAUACAUUAUCUCCUCUGCCCUGAUUAUUCGUUUUACAUGCUGUCCUUUUCCACUGAUAGGAAAUCAAAUUAAUGCCGUUUGCCAAUUAUGAUGUAGCUGCUUGAUGGAAAUUGUACUUUUGUUGGUGUUAUGCAGAUAACUUUUGUUCAUAUUGCUCCAAUGUGGUUAACUGGUAUAGUCACUGUCGCAAAUAUGCUAAAAUUGUAUUUUUCAUCUAUGCUCUUGUUGCUUUGAGCUUUAAAAAUAUUCUGUAGUACUUUUCUUUUGGUGCACCUAUGUAGUUUCUGUUUGUAUAGACUAUGGAGUAUUGGGUGUCUUUUUGAGUGAAGCUCAAAAAUACCCUCUAUAUAUAGCUUCAUGAAUCGAUACUCUUGGGUCCUAAGUACACUUAAACUGCCUCAAAGAAGCAAUCUUUACAUAUAUACAGAUGAAUGUUGAAGGUGAUACGUGUUAAAAUUUUUGUUUUCCCUGCUAUUCUGAAAGUUGUUACUGGUCUUCCGAACUCGAAUCUUAGAAAAUAGAUUCAUGGGGCUAUUAUUAAAUUUAGCUAUGAUACGACAUCAGUCACCGUGGUGAAUUCUAUUAGCCAUUUACUUGGGGGGUGUGGUGGGAGUAUUCAUGAUGUUUAUAAAGUGUUUGAUAGGAUUAGUCAGAGAGAUCAAGUUUCUUGGAAUUCUUUGAUAAAUGCUCUUUGUAAAUUUGAGGAGUGGGAGUUGGCAUUGGAGGCUUUUGGGUUGAUGGGGUUAGAUGGGUUCAAGGCUAGUUCGUUUAUGUUAGUGAGUAUAGCACGCACUUGUAGUAAUGCCCAGGAAUGAUGGGUUGAGACCAUCAAAAGUAGCUGUUAGUAUAAAAAGUAGUUUAUCAUAUUAGUAAUGGAAGUUGAAGAAAAAUCUUCUAACUUAAAAGGUGUAGGCAACCACGUUGGUAAUGAUUAAUUGGUUGCUUGUCCGCCAUAUCAGGAUUUGCAUAUGAGGCAUUGCUGUACAUACAUAUCAGGAUUUGCGAAAAACAUAAAAGUGAAGCACCUGAAAAUUAAAGUCAUGUGGGUUUACCUGCAAUACACACAUAUACAUCUUUUAGAAAGCUUUAUGGGACUUUUUAUAUUAUGUGUUUAGUAGGUUCUCAUUUUUUUGCAGUAUCUUUUCAACAUUUUCUCUGAAGUCUAUAAUUUACUCUUCUUCACUUUUAA
Capsicum annuum is the source of this 5177-nucleotide messenger RNA. RefSeq names its product receptor kinase-like protein Xa21. The record is from RefSeq and is a predicted model, not a curated record. The transcript is spliced from 2 exons. Gene Ontology annotation, molecular function: ATP binding; protein kinase activity; protein binding. NCBI's taxonomy places the organism in Eukaryota, Viridiplantae, Streptophyta, Magnoliopsida, Solanales, Solanaceae. The coding region runs from base 480 to 2402 and encodes 640 amino acids. Gene Ontology annotation, biological process: protein phosphorylation.